Molecule: messenger RNA, 537 nt
Organism: Dissoconium aciculare CBS 342.82
Lineage: Eukaryota; Fungi; Ascomycota; Dothideomycetes; Mycosphaerellales; Dissoconiaceae
Exons: 3
Coding region: 1-537 (178 amino acids)
Source: RefSeq, a predicted model, not a curated record
AUGUCCCAAGACGCCGGUGAGAAAGAUAUCGCUUGCAGUGAUGGCGAGCCAGCCGAACCUCAUCGUGACGACACCGCACGUUUCACAUCAUCGGCACCACUGGCAUCUCGUGGUCAUGCAACUCCCAACGCAGAUCCGAAGACGGAACAGAAUGACGAACGCUUACAGGACUCACAACCACAUUUGAACGAUGAUGAAGACACUAACGAUGAAGACGAACCGGCUUCCGAUCCGGCCGACCCUCAAGAACCCAUUGAGCGCUUCCCGUGGGAAAACUUAAUGGCGCGUUAUCAUGAAAAGAUGCACGAUCUGCAGAGCCAGGAAGAUCAAAUUUUGCAAGAGUUCAAUGGUCUUUGCGAUUACUUCAGCACUUGGGCUGCUGCCGGCUGUCGCAAGGAGGUCGAUCGUAGCUUUAAAAGACUCAAAACUCAACAAUAUUUCGUGGAGCACGAAGAGCGUUUGCUUGAGGAACGACGCAUUCGCUACGUCAAGGCAAUUGUGGCAUUCAAGAGUGCGCUUGAACUCCUUGGGGAUUGA